Molecule: messenger RNA, 872 nt
Organism: Emiliania huxleyi CCMP1516
Lineage: Eukaryota; Haptophyta; Isochrysidales; Noelaerhabdaceae
Exons: 5
Biological process (GO): tRNA processing
Molecular function (GO): RNA binding
Source: RefSeq, a predicted model, not a curated record
CGGGAGGGGGCCGGGCUGAGGCCGGAGGAGGCGUGGCUAGCGGGAGGACUGUCCGCGGUGUCAAACGCGGCGGCGGCGGCGGCGGCGGCGGCGGCGGCGGCGGCGGCGGCGGCGUCUGCCGCCACUGCGGCGGCUGUCUCGAGGUUGGCGGUCCGUAUUGGACAGGUGCCACUUGCGACGCCGCGUUCGUCGCGGCCGCCUUGGCCAAGGCGGAGCUGGCGGGGGCGGCGGCGUACAGCUCGCUGCCGCUGCUGCAGCCGCUGCUGCGCGCACUCGCGGCAGAGGCGGCGGUGAAGACGGUCGGCGGCGGCGCGGCGGCCUCCCUGCUCGCCCUGCCGCUCCCGGCGGCUUGCCGCGCGUUGCGCUGCACUCUGGUGCCGCCCGCGACGCUCGUGCGCGCGCUGGAGGGGUGUGGUGUCGGUGCUGCGCCAUGCCACUGGGACCCGUGCACUCUCAAGGCGGCGGACGCACGUCGCGUGUGGCCAGUGCUCUGCGAGUGGGCGAGGCUCCACCCCCUACAGCAGGGCGAGGCCAGCGCGUUGCUCGGGCGCCUGCAGCGGCGGUCAUGCGGCGGGGAACCCGGCCGCAUACACUUCGACGGCGUCUCCACUCUGCAGCAGCAGAAGCGGCGGCGGAGGGAGGGCCUACCCGCCCGUGUCGCUGCGCCGCCGCCCGCCACAGUCGCCGGGCCGAGCGGCGGUGUCUCGGCCGCAGGCGCCGGCCCGCGCGUCGCGACGGCAGACUCCCCCCCCGGAGGCGGAGGCGGAGGCGGAGGCCGGUGCCGCUUCUCUGCGGUUUGCCCCUUCCCGUACGCGCGCGACGGGAGGGCGGACUCGGUGGCGCCGCUCGGUGUGGUGGUGUGCAGCGCGUCG